Symbiodinium natans is the source of this 621-nucleotide messenger RNA. The record is from the annotation of a GenBank genome assembly. NCBI's taxonomy places the organism in Eukaryota, Dinophyceae, Suessiales, Symbiodiniaceae.
AUGAAGCGGGAGAUUGCCCUCCUGCUCACGUGGCUUGUCCCAUCCCUGGCCAGCUCUUGCCCAUCAUUCCACUUCCAGGCUGGUGAGAAGACGUGCGAUUCGUCCAAAUGGGUCUGUCGCAUUGUGUGCUCCCAGGACAUGCUGCCAAAUGCGAAGUCCGCAAAUUGGUGUGUGCUGAAGCACUGUGGACGGCACAAGAACAUCGUGGCGGGCAUGAUGGCCGCCGGACAAGAUUUUUGUUCGAAGGACCUGUGCUUCAUCCAGGAGUCUGAAGCUGCGGGCUUGCUGCAGAAACCUACCCGGGAAGGCAAGAUCCUGGCGGCCCAGGUGAACACCACAAAGCGUGGGGGGUGCCUCACGGAAGAUGACGUGUGCUCGAGCUUCUGUGAGGCGUUGGGGGCCAAAGGGGACAACCAAUGCCUGUCCAAGUGCGGUGACUGCGUGGAUGUCAUCGUGGAUGCUUUGGGCGAGUACUGCGACGCUUGCGCAGGGGGCGACGACACGACCACCGAGGAGCCCACGACCACCGAAGAGCCCACGACCACCGAGAAGCCAACCACCACAGAGAAGCAGUACAAAACCACGACCACCGAGAAGGCAACCACCACCGUGAAGCAGUAA